Vespa velutina is the source of this 3073-nucleotide messenger RNA. Its product is annotated as ribosomal protein S6 kinase beta-1-like. Bases 181 to 1596 code for a protein of 471 amino acids. NCBI's taxonomy places the organism in Eukaryota, Metazoa, Arthropoda, Insecta, Hymenoptera, Vespidae. The record is from RefSeq and is a predicted model, not a curated record. Gene Ontology annotation, molecular function: protein serine/threonine kinase activity; ATP binding. The transcript is spliced from 14 exons. Gene Ontology annotation, biological process: signal transduction; protein phosphorylation.
UAUAUGGAUAUGUCGAUAGUCAGUUCGAUAUAGAUAGUUCUAUAGUUUCAGUCAGUUUAAGAAGCUUCACGUGUUUAUAUGUAUAUAUAUAUAUAUAUGUAUAUGUAUAUAUAUAUAUCUAUUUUUUCUUCAAAUUGUUAAGGUGUCAUAAAAGGCCGUUAUAAUAAUCGAAUAAAAAUAAUGGCUGGGGUAUUCGAUAUUGAAUUGCACGAAGGUGAUAACGUAAAUCAGGAUGAAUCCGACGACGAUGUUAUUGAGACCAGAGAGGAAGAAUAUAGUCAUGCCUCAAAUGUAGACACAAUGUUGGAAUCUGAUAAUUUGGAAAGAGUACAAUUGUCAGAACAAAAUGUUAAUCCGGGACAAGAGAAGACAGGUCCCCAGGAUUUUGAAUUAUGUAAAAUCCUUGGUGAGGGAGGAUAUGGAAAAGUUUUUCAAGUUAGGAAAGUUACAGGCCAAGAUAAAGGCAGCAUUUUUGCUAUGAAAGUAUUACGUAAGGCAUCUAUUAUAAGAAACCAAAAAGAUACAGCGCAUACUAAAGCAGAGAGAAAUAUAUUAGAAGCUGUCAAACAUCCAUUUAUUGUUAAUUUAAUGUAUGCUUUUCAAACUGGAGGUAAAUUAUAUUUGAUUUUGGAAUAUUUAUGCGGUGGAGAACUUUUUACAUAUUUGGAUCGAGAAGGCAUCUUUUUAGAAGAUACAGCAUGUUUUUAUUUAUCCGAGAUUAUACUUGCCCUGCAACAUCUUCAUAAUCAAGGAAUCAUAUAUAGAGAUUUAAAACCAGAAAAUAUUUUAUUGGAUGGAGAAGGUCAUGUAAAAUUAACUGAUUUUGGCCUUUGUAAAGAACAUAUACAAGAUGGUACAGUGACUCAUACAUUCUGCGGAACCAUAGAGUACAUGGCUCCUGAGAUCUUGACAAGAAGUGGGCAUGGAAAAGCUGUUGAUUGGUGGAGUUUAGGUGCUUUGAUGUUUGAUAUGCUCACAGGAAUGCCUCCAUUCACCGGAGAUGAUAGAAGAAAAACAAUUGAAAAAAUAUUAAGAGGAAAAUUAUGUCUUCCACAAUAUCUUACACCCGAUGCAAGAGAUCUAAUUCGUAAACUGUUAAAGAGGCAAGUUGGUCAAAGAUUAGGAUCUGGACCUGAAGAUGCAGAGCAAAUAAUACAUCAUAAUUUUUUUAAACAUAUUAAUUGGGAAGAUGUUAUUUCACGAAAAUUGGAACCUCCAUUUAAACCAUCACUGAAAAGUGCAGAUGAUACAUCACAAUUUGAUGAACAAUUCACUGCAACCAUUCCAGUAGAUUCGCCUGUUGAGAGCACUUUAAGCGAAUCCGCAAAUAUGAUAUUUCAAGGUUUUACAUAUGUGGCGCCAAGCGUUUUAGAAGAAAUGUAUACACAACCAAGAGUUAUAAAUGCUAGGAGUCCACGCAGAGAACUUUUAAAUACUGGUUUUAGUGGUAGUCUUCACAGUUUAUCACCAAGGACUCCAGAAACGCACCUUCGUACGCCUUCUCAGUUUCAUCAACUUAGGCAUCAUAUAGUAGGGCACAAUAACAUAGAAGAUACUGAAAUGAUGGACGUUGGUCGACUACAGAAUCAUUUAUAGUGGUCAGUGUUUAAUAAUGCAAACUUAUAGGACAUUAUUGAACUUCCAAAAUUAUAUUGCAGAAUUAAUGUUUCUGCUAUGAAAAAUUGGUUAUGCAAUGAUCUGCAUAAUUGGGUCUGUAAAGGUCCAAGAUGCACAUUUAGCUAAUUUUUCAGUUUCUAUAAAUAUAUAUGUGUAUGUAUGUUAUGUAUAUGUGUAUAUAUAUAUAUAUACACAUAUAUACAUAUAUAUGAUGGAAAUUAUGAUAAAAUAUUAACUUUUUGCUACAGAGGCAGUAAUGUUAAUUAUAUACUGCUCUUAUAGAACAUAUAAUUAUUGAAGUGAUGAAAUAUAAAUUUGAAGUAUAUACAUAUAAUGAAAUAUGUAUUUUACAUAUCACCACAUAUUGGUUUUGUGAUUAUUCUUCAUUUCAAUCAGGAAUAAUAUAUUUACAUGCAUGAAAACAGAUGUGAUGAAAAUGGGGAAUUAUAUUACAAUAAGUUACUCCAAGUGCUCUCUUUUUCUCUCUCUCUCUCUCUUUCUCUCUCUCUCUCUCUUUCUCUUUAAUUGGUGUAUUAAAUAUAUCAAUAAUAUUAAAUAUUAAUAAUCCAGUAUAAAAAUAAUUUUAAAAAAAAACGAAAAUAAAAAUGAGAAUUGCAAGGAAAGACAAAUUCAAAUUCUCAUUCAAAUUACAAUUCUAAUUAAUAUAAAUAUAAGAACAAAUAACCUAGUGAAGAUAAAUAUAAAUUAAAAAGAUUAAGAGUGGAUUAUGAUAAAUGAAUUAUGUCUAAAUUAGAUAUUAGACUAGUAUCAAGAAUAAUCUUCAAAAUCAAUGUUUAGUGGGACGUAAAAAACAUGUUUUAAUAUACAUAAAAUCAAUAUUUCAUCGUGUUAUAAUAAAAUAUAAACUUUGUGCUAUAAGAAUAUUAACGCUAAUCAUGCUUAAUAACUUCAUAAAAUAUUGUAAAACAGGAGUUAUGCAUCAUAUGUUUUAUGUAGCUGCUCACUGGAUACUAUUCUGUAAUAUAUGAGAUAAUAAUGUCGUUAGUUAAUGAUACAAUAAUUAUGAACAAAUUAAUUACUAUUCAAACAGAAUUUUAACUGCCCAAUAUUCAUAGCUGUUGUUCUCAGGUAGUGUUACACAGUUUGAUAUUUAUACUUUAUUCUAUUUAGAAGUAAAAAGGAGGAAAAUGGAAAAAAUGCAAAUGAAAAACAGAGUUUAAUGUAAGUAAAAAGAUUGUUAUUAUUAACACUUUCUUGAUAUUAAAUUAAUAAGAAUGAAAUAACACUACUUUGCAAAUACAAUUUAAAUAGUAUUCUUAUCACACUUCUAUGUCAAAAGAUUGAAUAUAUUUGAAAGGUACAAAGUGUAGUAAAUAAACGUAUUUUAUUGUGAAAUAAAUGCUUUAUUAUUAUAUUGCAUCCAUUUACACAAUGAUAGGAAUAAAGUAGUAUAUCAUGUUUAUCUUUUUUAUCACACACACAUAUAUAUAUAUAU